Messenger RNA from Phaeoacremonium minimum UCRPA7, 252 nucleotides. RefSeq lists its product as hypothetical. Lineage: Eukaryota; Fungi; Ascomycota; Sordariomycetes; Togniniales; Togniniaceae. The transcript has a single exon. The record is from RefSeq and is a predicted model, not a curated record. The coding region runs from base 1 to 252 and encodes 83 amino acids.
AUGGCAUCGUCCCAGCACCAGCAGCUCCCCCAGGCCAUCAACACCGACCUCGACAAGGUCCUGACCGGCCCGGCCUCCCCGACCACCGAGCACUCGGCCCAGGAGGCGCAGCGCGCUAUGAGCCGCACCGACAGCUGGACGCCCGCCUUCAACCGCCGCCAGAGCUGGAACCAGGAGGAGCACAAGCACGCCCAGCACAUGUCCAAGAUCGACGCCGUCAAGGAGGAGCCCGGCUUCAGCGAGCGCGACUGA